GGUGCAAACUCAGUUGUCGCAGAAACUUCGAAGUGUUAAUAUUAAUUUCGAAUUUAAUUUUGGUGAAAAAAAAUAUAAACGCAAAGUAAAGUAAAAGUGGAACACAAGUGCAAGCAAUUAUUUAAAAACAGGAUCAGUACAUUUGAAACUGGAUAGUGUUAAAAAAAUAUAUACAUAUGCGUAUGUAUAUAUAAGAGUUUAGAAAGAAAAAAACAGUAAAAUUUGUGAACUUGAUUACUGCACAAUAAAUACAUCAAUUGAGCCAACUGCAAAGGACUGGACUGUGCCAAGUGUGUGGAACAGUGUGAAUAAGUAAACGAAAUCAUUUUUGACAUAAGCAACUUGUUGGCGAAUCUCGUUAAUAAGUUACUGACAAGAUGACUACCAAAAUGGCGAUUAAUGCAAAGGAUAUAUUCCGCAACCAACACAGACUAAUACGUUUCAUUGAGCAAUCGAUUCGUUUGUGCAGCAAUCAAUCGUUGAAAACCGCACAAAAACACGCCAAACAACAGGCUGAGCCCGACUUCCAGAUCACCACAUCGAUUUCCAGUGAAUUCACCUUCGCACCAGAACCGAUCAAACACGAUGCAGAUGUUGGCCAACAGUUCGCCGCCGCACAAUUGGCCGUACGCUUGGCUGCGCCACAACAAUUGCAACCCAAACCAGAUAAUGAUGAGGCUUUAGGUUUUGGCAAAGUAUUCACCGAUCACAUGUUGAAAAUCUACUAUCACCGGAGUUUGGGUGGCUGGCAGCGACCGGAAAUUACACCGCUCGAAAAUCUCGUCAUGCAUCCCGCGGCUAAAGUGUUGCACUACGCAGUAGAGCUCUUCGAAGGCAUGAAAGCUUACCGUGGUGUCGACGGCAAAAUUCGUAUCUUCCGCCCCAACAUGAAUAUGAAUCGCAUGAAUCUCACUGCCAGACGUUCCGGCCUACCCACAUUCGAAGGUGAAGAAUACAUCAAGUGCCUGUCCCGCCUCAUAUCCAUCGACUCCGAAUGGGUGCCACACAGUGAAGCUGCCAGUUUAUAUAUCCGCCCCACAUUGAUCGGUAUCGAUCCCACACUCGGUGUUGCCUCCUCCAACUCAGCCCUGCUCUACACAAUACUCAGCCCUGUGGGUAGCUACUUUAAGUCUGACAGCGAUGGUGCGGUCUCAUUGCUCGCCGAUCCACGCUACACAAGAGCGUGGCCCGGCGGUGUUGGCAAUCGUAAAAUGGGCUCCAACUACGCACCCACGAUCAAUGUACAAAAAGAGGCUGCCCAAAAGGGACUGCAACAAGUAUUGUGGUUGUAUGGUGAAGAUCAUCAACUCACCGAAGUGGGCACAAUGAACAUUUUCAUGUUCUACGUCAAAGAAAAUGGAGAGAAAGUACUGGUCACACCACCACUCAGUGGUCUCAUUCUGCCCGGCAUCACAAGAGACUCGAUACUCGCGUUAGCCAGACAAUGUGGUAAAUUCGAAGUGCGCGAAGAAGUGAUCACCAUGCCACAAGUCUGCGAACUGCUCAAUCAAGGAAGACUACUCGAACUGUUUGGCACCGGCACAGCGUGUGUGGUCAGUCCCAUCAACCGCAUCAAUUAUGUGGGCACCGAUUUGUACAUACCCACCAUGGAACAGGAGAAGCCCAUACACGAGUGGAUACGUGAGACGCUAACAGACAUACAAUAUGGCAAAAUAGAUCAUCCAUGGGCGGUGUUAAUUGAUUAAAGUACACACUCGCGUGCUACGUCUACGAAAUGCCGCAACUACUGUUGUUGGCAUCUUCUUAGCAAAUGAAAGUGUAUUAAUAGUUUUUAAAUUUUUUUUAUUUUUUUGAGAGAGAGAAAUAGCUUUACUAUGACUAUUUACCAGUACUUUAACUAUACGCGUAGCUUAUGGUAUGGACGAAAACAGUUCUAAUGGGUAUUCUAUCAACUAUAACCAAUAUGUUUUUUCGGGUAAUGGCAAAGCUCAAAAUCUUUUUUAAAGUUUUCAAGCCAAACAUUGCAUUUAUGUUUUGGACUCUCGGUGCGCCAAGUAGCUUUGGCGCACUACACACACUUACAGGCAUAUAUGCUUGUAGGCGUACUAUUAGUGUAAGCGUUUGUAAGGCAGAAAGCUAUAAGGUGAAAGCUUUCGGAGCUUUUAUCCUUUAAUUAUUUAAAGACUCCAUAUUUACGUAUUAAUUUCGUAAGUUUCUAAUAUUAUUUAUUUUACAUGUUUAGGGUAAGGUAAUGUAGUUAAAUUUAUAAUAAGCAGACAUAAUUUAAUGCUUCGAAUAUUUUCUGUAAUAACUAUACUAUAUAUGUAUAUGUAGAAUGUACACUGAGAAAUUAAGUUUUAGUUAACUGUGUCGGCCAGCGUUUAAAUUGUAGUCAUUUAGGGAGAUUUUAUCUUCUGUGAAUACUCAUUUGCGGCGCAUGUUUAGCUUAUAAUUUGUUUAGGCACUUAUUGAAACCACACUUCUCAGGUAUAUAUAUGAUUUAAAGACAUAUGUCUGUUGCAACUGGCAAAAGCAUUCGUUUAUAGUUAAUAUUCGUUUAAGUUAUUGUUUUAAAACCAGAAGAGCUAAGUACCAGAGUCAAGUGCAUUUAUUAGUUUAGACUUCGACUUGUUGUCAUGAUUUUGAUAUUUUCAUUCAAAAUUCAAAAUUAAUGUUUUUCGCCAGCAAUCAGAAUAUACAAUAUGCAUACCAAUGUAUGCGCAUAUUAAAGUAAAAAAAUAAUGAAAAAAAUAAAACCAAUAAUAAUUAAAAAAAU
Messenger RNA from Zeugodacus cucurbitae (melon fly), 2737 nucleotides. RefSeq names its product branched-chain-amino-acid aminotransferase, cytosolic (gene Bcat). The record is from RefSeq and is a predicted model, not a curated record. Lineage: Eukaryota; Metazoa; Arthropoda; Insecta; Diptera; Tephritidae. Bases 378 to 1706 code for a protein of 442 amino acids. Gene Ontology annotation, molecular function: branched-chain-amino-acid:2-oxoglutarate transaminase activity. The transcript is spliced from 6 exons. Gene Ontology annotation, cellular component: mitochondrion. Gene Ontology annotation, biological process: L-leucine biosynthetic process; L-valine biosynthetic process.